Molecule: messenger RNA, 1207 nt
Organism: Tilletiopsis washingtonensis
Lineage: Eukaryota; Fungi; Basidiomycota; Exobasidiomycetes; Entylomatales
Exons: 1
Coding region: 361-1062 (233 amino acids)
Source: RefSeq, a predicted model, not a curated record
AGGCGGCGGGCGAGAGCAGCCUGCCGCGCAAGGCGCAGAGCCUCUCGUGUCUGCUCGACAACGUCGUCAUCCUUGAGGAGUGCAUCAAGGAGCUCGUGGCCAUCAUCCAGGUGCGCCGCGGCGCCGGCAUCGAUGCGCUGCGCCUCACGGCGUGACGCGACGGCGACGACGACUGCAAACGAUAUACCAUUUUACGUCUCGCAAGCGCGGCGCAGCUGUGGCAGGGCGGGGCAUGCGCAAUCAGAGCGCAGGCCUGACACCUGACAUUCUAUUGGCUCAUGUGCAGCGUCUCACUGCGCCCCGCAGCCACGUCGAGCACUGUCGUGGGACAGACGCCGGGCAGCCGGCGUUACCGUCCAGAUGCGGGCGCCGUCGAUCUCGCUCUUGGACGCCGCUGCGGCGCCGCCUUUGUGUUCUGCUGACGCCGAUGUCUUGCGUGGAUGCUGCUCCACCCGGCUGCGGCGGCGGACUGUGGGCCGGGCAGCGAAUGCCGUGAGACCGGCAAAGCGCCACAGCACCAGAGCCACAGCAGCAGCGGCAGACGCGGCGCCGCCGGGGCCAGCCCUGCGCGGCGACGCCGAGACGCAGCCGCAAGAGACCUGCCUAAAGCGGCGCGCCUCCUCCGCACACUCCGCCCGCCAACUCUCCCUCACGCGUCGCGUCCGCUCGUCAGUCGAGCAUGAGCUGCUGCUGCCUGCGAUGUCGUCGAGCGUCGAGGCCAUCGCCCCGCGAGCUCAUCGCCCCGCGAGGUCUGGCCUUGGGCGUGCUUCAUCUGAGAGAGAGAUGAGAGAAGACGCGGCCCAGGGCCUUAUUAAUCUGGCGGCGCCCCUGGGCCAGAAAGGUGCCUGGAGCGGCGCUCGCGGAGAGGGGCAGCUGAGCAGUGCGAUGGUGCGGCACUCUCUCCUCUGCUGCUCUGCUGGGGCUGCGCCGCUCUGGGCUGGCGGCUGGCGCUGUCAUGUGGCUGCGAUGAGGUGCAGCACCAGCGCCGCCGCGCGCAUUCUGAUUCUAUUGGCGCGCGGGCGGUGUGCGUGCGCGCUGAGCGGCUGCCGCGCUGCGUGCUGAGGCUGCCGCCGCCGGUUGCGGCACGCCGCUGCAGCCCCUCGCAGGAGGACAAGGCAAGGCGAGCAGUGUGCCGCUGGCCCUAUGCCUGCACCUGCAGCUGGGCGGAGGAGAAGGUGCCGCGCCGCCGCGGCGCACUGCAUCGGCU